ACUAUUAGAACACGCUUCACGGUUGAAAAUAGGCCCAACCUGCGCAAGUUCGCGACUUCGACCUUAAGCACCCGCACAACUCCAUACCAAGAAGUUUUCAUAUUGGCCUUACUUGUGUAUAUUGUUGUACCAGUGCUCCAGGCGUCGGCACCGCCCGCGCGACGGAGAUGCGCUAGGCACAACUAGGCUUGCACUUUGAAGGAGGCACCAGGGCACCAGGGCACCCCAAAGCAGCAACACCAAUGAAGAAGCUCUUUGGAGUUGGACCGGACCUCCUAGGCGACGGCAAAGUGCUCUUCGAAUGGAGUCCCAAGGGGAAUUUCCUAGCCGCGGCGGGCAGCAAGAGGAAGGUCAACAUUUUCGACCGGAACGGGCGCCUCUAUGACGAGGUGCACUUCCCGCCUGCGGAGUACCCGAACCCAGACGGGAGAGCAUGCGCAGCGGCGCAAAUGCAGUGGGACCCUGCCGGCGAGCAGCUGGCUAUCCUGCCGGCGGGCAACACGCAUGUAUUUAUUUGGCUGGCCGGGAACAAGGAGGUGCAGAAGAUCGAGUCUGAGUUCAAGACCCAGGAGUUCUCCUGUAUGGCCUGGUCGCGCAACGGCAUGUACCUGGGCGUGGCCACGGUGAAGGGCAACGUCAUGAUGUACAAUGCCCGGGAGCGGAAGAAGACGCCGCUGGUGGGCAAGCACACGAAGAAGAUUGUGGCUGCCGCCUGGAACAAGGACAACAUCAUGGCGCUGGCGGGGCAGGACAAGACCGUCACGCUGACGGACGGCGUCACGGGCGACACCAUCAAAACUUUCCACCUCAAGGACGUGCCCAUGGACCUGUGCGUGUCUGACAAGAAGGAGGACGGCUACUCGCGGCGAGAGGAGAACACCUACUCGCUCAACAUCAAUCGGAAAACGCUGUACAUCAUGCAGUGCACUGCCGAGGGCGACCGGCCGCUGGAGCUGGCGUUCCUGGACACCUACGGCCCCAUCAUGAAGCACAGCUGGUUCGGCGACGGCUACAUUCUGCUGGGCUACAAGAACGGCUACGUGGCGGUGGUGUCCAGUCACAGCCGCGAGAUCAGCGAGGAGGUGCACUCCGGGAAGUACCUGGACACGUUGACGGACGUGACCUACUGCGCCAGCCUGGGCCGCGUGGCCAUGGCGGGCGCCAACUGCGUGCGUGUGCUGGACGCCAACGCCGACUACAACGAGAUCAAGGGCGACGCGGUGGACCUGGACGCAAACCAGGCCAUCGAGAAGGUCGGCUGGACCAAGGACGGCCAGGUGCUGACGGUGGGCACGCACAAUGGCUACAUGCAUUCGUUCCUGGCCUCGCUACCCAUGGUGUACGACUUCCACGGCACCCGCGUGCUGUACCUGACCAGCUUGCUGGAGAUGACGCUGCUGGACGUGAGCCGGCGCCAGACCGUGGCGCGCAUUGAGCUGGAGAACGAGCCGGCGUUCUGCGGGCUGGGCCCCUCACACGCGGCGGUGGGCAUGAACAACCAGGCCGCGUUCUACAGCCUGGGCGAGAAGGUGGGCAAGGUGGUGCAGCGGCGCGAGUACCUGGGCACCAUCACCGCCAUCAAGCUCAACGAGACGCAGGCUGCGGUGCUGACGGGCGGCCACGUGGUGGUGCACCCCAUCAGCGUGGAGGCGGGCCACGCCCCCGACGAGCUGGACGUGGUCAUCCCGGGCCCCGGCCAGCCCGCCAACAUCACGUGCGUGGCGCUCACGCCCACCUUCGUCAUCACCGGCAGCCGCACCGGCACGCUGUCGUACUACCUCAGCCCGGACGUGACGCCUGUCAACGAGUUCCGCCACGACGACGGCGGCAUCGUGCGGCUGUUCCCUCAGGCCACGGGCGCGCGGCUGGUGUUCGAGGACGACAAGGGCGCGCUGCACCUGUUCAACCCCGUGAACGACCACGUGGUGGCCGUGCCGUACACCGGCCGCGCCGAGACGGUGAUGUGGGACACGUCCGACACCAACGUCAUGGUCAUUGGCGACGGCACCGCGCUGCACUCCUUCCUCUACGUGCCCGUCAGCCUGACGGGCCCGCAGGUGCAGGACCUGGGCAAGCAGGCGGUGCCGGCCACCCACACGCCGCUAACGGUGUGCAACGGGGUGGUGGGCUGCCGCCUCAAGUCCGGCGCCAUGGACAAUGUGACGCUGGAGAGCCACAAGAUGCUGCAGCCCGGCGACGCCGUGGCGCGCGCUGCGCCCGCCAAGCGCUUCGCGGCGGCACUCAAGCUGUACAAGCUGCGCGACGCGGUGGAGUGCGCCAAGCAGCUGCGGCAGGUUGAAUCGUGGCGCACGCUGGCUCUGGCGGCUCUGGACGUGUUGGACAUCGACACCGCCAUCAACGCCUACCGCGAGAUCGGCGACGCCAGCAUGGUGCUGUCGCUGGAGCGCGUGCGCCAACACGAGGACCGCAACCUGCUGUCCGCGCACAUCAUGGUGCUUCUGGAGAAGGACUACGGCCAGGCGCAGGAGCUGUUCUUGCGAUCCUCGGUGCCGCGCGCGGCGCUGGAGAUGCGCAUGGAUCUGAAGCACUGGACGGACGCGCUCAAGCUGGCGGAGCAGCUGGACCCCGACGCCAUCGCCACCAUCUGCAAGGAGCAUGGAGCCAUGCUGGAGAUGACGGGCGAGUACAGUAACGCCAAGUCGCACUACCAGCAGGCGCUGGACGCGCUGGCGGUGAGCGUGGGCCCGGCGCAGCCCGAUCUGGAGGCGGCGUGCAAGGCCGGCAUCGCGCGCACCACGCUGCAGCUGGGCGACCUGCGCCAGGGCCGCCAGCUGGCCAUGCAGCUCAACUCGCAGACGCUGUUCAAGGAGUGCGCCCUCAUCCUGGAGGGCCUGCAGCAGCUCACGGAGGCGGCCGAGAUGUACGAGCGGGCUGGCCAGUUCGAGCGCGCCGCCAGCAUCUACAUCCAGACCAAGAACUUCGCCGCGGCCGCGCCGCUCAUGGCCCGCAUCAGCUCCUCCAAGCUGCAGCUGCAGUUCGCCAAGGCCAAGGAGGCCGAGGGCCGCUGGCAGGAGGCCGCCGCCGCCUACGAGGCCGCCGGCGACAUGGACGCGGUGGUGCGGCUGUGCCUGGAGCGGCUGAGCCAACCGCAGCGCGCCUACGCCAUUGUGCGCAAGACGCAGAGCGUGGAGGCCGCCAACCAGCUCAGCCGCUUCUGCCUGCAGAGCCAGGACUUUGGCGGCGCCGUGGAGUUCCUGCUCAUGGCGGGCCAGAUGGACCAGGCGUUCGACAUCGCGAUGGGGCACAACGAGAUGGACACGUUUGCGCGCAUCGUGGCGGCGUCCGCCAAGCCCGUGGACUACCAGCGCAUCGCGCAGUACUACGAGAGCCGCGGCGAGUACGACAAGGCGGCGGACAUGUGGAGCAAGUGCGACCAGGCGCCGCGCGCCGUGCAGCUGUACCUCAAGGUGGGCACGAACCCGGCUCUGGAGAAGGCGGUGCAGGUGGUGGAGCAGACGCGCAGCCACCAGCUAGGCGUGCUGGUGCUGGACUACGUGAACGAGGAGAAGGACGGCACCACGCGCGACGAGUUCCGCUUCAAGCUCAACAUCGCCAUGGGCCAGUUCGCGGAGGCGGCGCGCGAUGCGCUGGAGAUGGCGCGCUUCGAGCAGGAGGAGGGCAACUACAGGGUGGCCCACGACAAGCUGUUCGGCACGGUGAAGCAGCUGGAGGCGCUCAACACCAAGCCGCCCGGCGAGCUGCUGCGCGCGCUCAUGCUGCUGCACAGCUACACGCUGGUCAAGUCGCUCAUCGCCAUCAACGACCACACCACCGCGGCGCGUAUGCUCGUGCGCGUGGCGCGCAACAUCUCGAAGUUCCCCAAGCACAUCGUGCCCAUCCUCACCUCCACCGUCAUCGAGUGCCACCGCGCCAACCUCAAGAAGACGGCCUUCGAGUAUGCGUCCAUGCUCAUGCGGCCCGAGUACAGGGACCAGGUGGCGGUCAAGUACAAGAAGAAGAUCGAGCUCAUGGUGCGGAAGCCGGAGAAGGACCCCGAGGAGCUGGAGGAGCCGCUGGCGGACUGCCCCUUCUGCAACAUGCCCGGCCCCGAGACCGAGCUGCAGUGCAUCAGCUGCCAGAACAUCCUGCCCUUCGACCUCGCCACCGGCAAGCGCAUGGUUCUGUCGGACUGGGCGGAGUGCCCGGGCUGCAAGUUCCCCGCUUCGGCCUCGCAGUUCAUCCGCAUCAUCAGCGCCGAGGGCCGCUGCCCCAUGUGCAACGACCCCGUGGACCUGGCGCACGUGCGCAAGGUGCAGGACCCGCUCACCAAGAUCAAGCAGCAGCAGGCGCAGCAGACCAACGCCUCAGGUGGCGGCGCGUCGUAAGCGGGGUGAUGGAGCGGCUCGAGCGGCUCGAGGGGAUGGAGGUGGAUGGGGGUGGUGGUUGGUAGGGAAAGGGUGAGAGCAAUGGGCCAGGCGGUAAGGGUGGACGUGGCUGGGCGCUCAUGAAGGCAGCACGUUGGUUCUGCGAGUGCGGGGAAGGGUUCGGGUGUGUGAUGACCCGCGGGGAAGGAAGCGAAAGGUUGAUUGCAUGACGUUUGGCCACUGCGGCAGAGGUAUACAGGUGAACACGCGCAGGCAUGCAGGCUGAGCAGCCGUGUUCUGAGCUGCGAAGUAGCAGGUCACUACGGCCAUGCCGUGCAUACAUUGGAUAGCGUGCUAUGAGCCGAUACAGACAUGCGACUGAUCUUUGAACGUGAGCUGUCGUAUGCGUGACAUGCGUGGAUGGGCUCGGCGCUGCGAGAGGCGCUGCUCCCUAGAGGUGCGACAGGAAAGGAAGGGCCGGACCUCAAAACACAACUGAAGUCAGUAGCUGCGCGGCGGGGCGGAGCAUGUACAUACCAUACCAAUCCUGCUGUAAGCUGUGACCUCC
Messenger RNA from Chlamydomonas reinhardtii, 4893 nucleotides. RefSeq lists its product as uncharacterized. The record is from RefSeq and is a predicted model, not a curated record. Gene Ontology annotation, biological process: cilium assembly; intraciliary retrograde transport. The transcript has 24 exons. The coding region runs from base 243 to 4346 and encodes 1367 amino acids. Gene Ontology annotation, cellular component: cilium; intraciliary transport particle A. Gene Ontology annotation, molecular function: protein binding. Lineage: Eukaryota; Viridiplantae; Chlorophyta; Chlorophyceae; Chlamydomonadales; Chlamydomonadaceae.